AAGACUUCGAAAGAAAGUUCUAAUGGAAAGGAAAAAGAGAAGGAAAAAGACAAGAAGCCCAAAUCAAAAGAUGUCAAAGAGGAUGUAGAUAGUAAAGGAAAAUCAAAAGCCAAGAAGAAGGAACCAGCCUCCAUGUUUCAGAUAAACGGAGACAAGCCCGAAACCAAGAGUAAAAAGAAAGCGGCUGCCAAAUCUGAGAGCGAAGAUGAGAGCGAACCAGAAACCAAACCCAGCAAGACGAAGAAGAAGAGCAGCUCAAACCCGGCCUCUAUGUUUCAGACAGGAGGGGACAAAGACAAGGACAAAAAGACAAAAAAGACUAAAAGUCCUGCUAAAGCAGAAGAGACCGAAGACUCUGAUUCGGAAGUGACGCAGAAAAAGAAAAAGGGCAAAGGGAAAAAAGGCAAAAAGGAGGAGCGGGCGCCUUCUCCACCCAUCGAGUUUGACGACCUGGAGGAGUUUGUGCUUCAGCCCGCUCAGCAGGGCGUCACGGUGAGGUGUAAAGUGACCCGGGACAAGAGAGGGAUGGACCGAGGCCUUUACCCAACCUACUACCUGCACCUAGACAACGAGAAGAAAGUAUUUUUGUUAGCCGGAAGGAAGAGGAAAAAGAGCACAACCUCCAACUACUUGAUCUCCAUUGACCCGACUGACCUCUCCAGAGGAGGGGAAAACUUCAUUGGGAAGCUGAGGUCAAACCUGAUGGGAACUAAGUUCACAGUGUUUGAUAAUGCACUGCAUCCGGACAGAGCUCUGCCGGACAUGUCUAACGCUCGACAAGAAUUAGCAGCUAUCAUCUAUGAAACAAAUGUUUUGGGCAUGAAAGGACCAAGGCGAAUGAUUAUAAUUAUUCCUGGCAUGACCAAAGACGGAGAUCGAGUCCCCAUACGACCACGUAAUGAUGAAGAUGGCCUCCUAAUUAGACAUCAAAACAGAAAUAUGGAAAACUUGAUAGAGCUGCGCAAUAAGACGCCGGUGUGGAAUGAAGAUACUGCGUCACACGUGUUAAACUUCAAUGGCAGAGUCACACAGGCCUCCAUCAAAAACUUUCAGAUUGUGCAUAACAAAGACCAGGACUACAUUGUGAUGCAGUUCGGCCGAGUAGCGGACGAUGCCUUCACUCUGGACUUCAGGUAUCCUCUGUGCGCCGUACAAGCCUUUGCCAUCGCUCUCUCCAGCUUUGACGGCAAAAUCGCCUGCGAGUAAAAGCGCCGAGACGUCCUGUUGUUGUCUUUCUGUGAUUUCGUCACACGCUGCAAACGGGAUGCGUUCUCGCUCGGCAUCAGCUCAAUCCACAACGAGAGCGGAGCCCAUAAAUCUGUAAAAUAAAGCCACCGUUGCUCGUGGGGUUGCUCGAUUUUCCAUGCUACAGAUAGAUCGGCUGGUGACACCCGCUUGGGCUAAAGUCAAGUGAUGGGUGUAGAGUUGGUGAACUGAGAAGUGCAUUGAGAUGUUUGAUUUGAGAGUUUGACCCCCGGCGGUAAGGAGGUCACGAUAAACGUGGCACGUGUUUGAAAAGGGAAAGAGAGAGAAUGGAUUGUGGUUUAGUUUUAGGUUGUGCCUACAGCGCAAUUAGGAAAAAAUGUGUUUUAACAUUGUCUGCUUCAUUUUAGCGAAUCGGGUUAAAAACUUGGUUAUCUUUUACUAAUAAGACGAAUUGAAAAAACACUUUUUUUGUAGGAAUACUUCACCCAAAUUUGCUGAAAAUGAACUCGGCCAACCAAGACGCAGAUGAGAUCGUUUCUUGGAGAAAUGUAGCAUUAAAUCGUUCGCUCACCAAUGGACGCUCUGCGGUGAAUGGGUGCCGUCGGAAUGAGAGUCAAAACAACUGAUAAAAACAUUACAAAUAGUCCACACCGCUCAGUUAAUGUCUUGUGAAAAAUGGUGUCUGUAAGAAACGAUCAUCAUUAUGUCAUUCUAGCUAAACAUAAAUCCAUAAUUCAUGAUAACACCAGUGAAAAAAUCCAUCUCCUGUUGUCCUCUCCCAUUAAAAUGAAUCAGCAAACUUCCUUAGAGCUGUUUUGUUUUUAAAACCUCUUUCCCGAUUCUUUCGAGACAACUUUUCUCGCUAGAGAAAGAUAGAAAACUAUGGUUUGAAUGGAUUGGAUAACUUGCGGGUUAUUGUGAUGUUUUGAAGAAAUAAAAUCAUCUUGAAAAUGUUUUGGGUGAACUGUUCCUUUAAAAAAACACUCUCUGUGUAUUUUAGGUAGCUGUUUUGUGUAACCGUGAAGAAUGCUUAUCUGAAAGCAAGCAAGAAAGCUGUUGUCUGUGCAAGUGUGCCGAAAGCCCGAGAUUAAGGCAAGGUCCAGAUUUAUCAGUAAUGUUCAGAUUUUUGCACAUGCAGUACAUCACUGACUGAUGCUUGGAGUAUGUCAAACAUCUCAACCGCUCACGCAGUUUCUUGCUUACUCAAGCAAAGCUGAUCUGGAUUAAUAAGUGUCAUUACAGGAAUAACAUGAGCUAUCUCCUGAUGCAGAUGCGAACAUCCGACGUUUGGCGUUUGAUUGUUUUGUUUUGCCUUGUACAUGUCGUUGUAGUUUGAUUAUUAGUGUAACAUGGGAUGUAUUUGAUAAAAACCCAUAAAAACCCACCGUUCUUCUGUUUUUACUUGAUGUGAAUGUAAAUGUA
Molecule: messenger RNA, 2628 nt
Organism: Puntigrus tetrazona (Sumatra barb)
Lineage: Eukaryota; Metazoa; Chordata; Actinopteri; Cypriniformes; Cyprinidae
Product: tubby-related protein 1-like
Exons: 10
Coding region: 133-1206 (357 amino acids)
Biological process (GO): protein localization to cilium
Cellular component (GO): cilium
Molecular function (GO): actin filament binding
Source: RefSeq, a predicted model, not a curated record